GCAAAAUGCCCAAGAAGCCGUCAUCGUCUUGCCGGGAGGACUCUCCUCCCGUGGACGAACCGUGCCUUCCGAGCCAGCACCGCACCGAGCGGCUCAUUUUCCCCAAGCCCCUCAUUACGGUCGAAGGAAUCGCUCGGGCUCCGCUGAAUCCGGGCGAUUUUGCCAGCCUACAUCAGCGAACGUACGAGCUGCGGCCGGAAUGGUUCGAGGGUUUCCAGCUGAACGCGUCCAAGACGUUGGCCGUACACCGGAUCGUCCGUGCCAGCUGGAAUUUGAGCCACGUCACGCCGACGGGCUUCCGCGUUGGCGCUCAACUGCAGCGACGGUGCAGCGACAGUGUUCUGAAAACCCCACUCGUGGCGUUCGACGUCAAUCCCGGAACGUUGUCCUCGAACGUGUCCCUGCUAUAUCGGCCGGUCGCAUCCGUCUGUUGUGAGAUAAAUGUCCAAGUGCCUCCUCGAGGUGGUUCUGGUACCGAAGACCAAGGACCGGUGAUUGAUAAGGCAUCGUUGCAGCACACCGGGUCUAGCACCACGACCACGCUUCGGUGCUACCGGCCAGGUCGGGACUCGUGUCGGUUGACGCUGGACCACUUAAUGAGCUACAACGAUCGGCUGGCCAUCGGGGGUGAGUUGCUGUACGAGUGGUACCGGAAUACCAGCAAUGCUCAGAUUGCACUUGCAGCGAGGUACAAUCACGAGCGGCACUCGUUUGCGGCCACCGGUUCGCGCGAAGCCUUUGACCUGAGCUACUGGCGGCGGGUCAACGGUCGGCUGCAGAUUGGAUCUUCGCUGGCGUGCAGCUACCGCGAGGGCAAAGCCAUCGGCACCAUAUACUACCGGCUGGAGCACCCGGACUGUACCGUGCGGGGCCUGUUCGACUCGGACUGGUCCAUCGGGUUUACGUAUCAAAGAAAGCUGUCACAGAUGCCGAUCGUGGCCGGCCUCAGUCUAUUAUUCUGCAUCCCGAAAAACACAUUCCAGAGCGGAUUCAAAAUUGAUUUGGACUCUAAUUUGCAAUGAUCGGCCACGGCGUGCGUGCGUGCGUGCUGGUGAACGUGGACGGAAUUUCCAGGAAGCUGCUUCCGGUAUAAUCGGCUUGUGAAAUUUAGGGGUGCGAAA
This is a messenger RNA of Culex quinquefasciatus (southern house mosquito), 1121 nucleotides long. Its product is annotated as mitochondrial import receptor subunit TOM40 homolog 2. Gene Ontology annotation, molecular function: transmembrane protein transporter activity. Lineage: Eukaryota; Metazoa; Arthropoda; Insecta; Diptera; Culicidae. Bases 6 to 1022 code for a protein of 338 amino acids. Gene Ontology annotation, cellular component: mitochondrial outer membrane translocase complex; mitochondrial outer membrane. The record is from RefSeq and is a predicted model, not a curated record. Gene Ontology annotation, biological process: protein import into mitochondrial matrix. The transcript is spliced from 4 exons.